Cyclopterus lumpus (lumpfish) is the source of this 5805-nucleotide messenger RNA. RefSeq lists its product as uncharacterized. The transcript is spliced from 6 exons. Bases 1950 to 5228 code for a protein of 1092 amino acids. The record is from RefSeq and is a predicted model, not a curated record. Lineage: Eukaryota; Metazoa; Chordata; Actinopteri; Perciformes; Cyclopteridae.
CAGGAUGAUGACACAAAGGAGAAGCCUACCCAAGUGGCAUCCCAUGGAAACCAUGCUGAAAAGGACACUGAAGAAGAAUUACAGUUCCUGAACCUAGAGAUGGACGCUGAAGGCUUGUGGAGUUGAGGUGCGCAGAAACUGAUAGAGAUUCUCUUAAUCUGCUUUGCAAGCUGCAGUGACGGCUGCAUACAGCAGCCAAAGCAGGCAACAUGGCGACACUUCUGCUCAGGAGGGGAGAAGUCGAGUAUGUGACCAAGUCCGAAAUGAAAGAAGUUCUCACUGUGUGCGAGAAGGCCGUCAGGGAGGGAAUCCUCUUGGAAGUGGGGACGUCCUUUUUUUCCUUGUUCAUCGACUGUGUUGUGAAGUUUGGGGGAGAAAGACAAUCUUCCACUCUCCUGAGGUUUGUGGACAGUUUUGAUGUCAUGCGAUUGGAGUUGAUGGGAUUCCUUGAGGCGGAUCUGGAUUGUGAUGCCAUGGGGCAGCGUCUGCUGGAAAUAGUAAACCGUUGAGUGGAGGCUUGAUUUGAAUAACUGCAGAGGUCAAGCGUACUUGGGGCUCUGGGGAUGUUUCCUACAAGCUGAAAGCCUUUGCCUGCAAAGUCCAGGAGACUCAUCCUCUUGCUAUAAGCACACACUGCUCUACCUACUCCUUCAACACAUGGUGGUCAAAAUCCAUCCCAGUGCCUGCUAUUAAGAGAGCCCUGGAUACAUUCGAAGAGGUUUUGAUGUUUUUUUGGCAGCAGCGCUACUCUACAAAAACAGCUCGACCAUGUGAUAGCGUUUGGUCUUAGAGAGAGCUAUGAAAAGGUCCAAGAGCUACAAGGGAAGUUCUGUGCCCUUUGGCAGGAGAAGCAUGAUUCUUAUGAGGUGUUUUGUGCAGAUGCUGGGAGCCCCUGGUUGAAUGUCUGGAGAAAAUCAAAAAUAAACCACAGAGAUGGAAAGCCUUUGUGUCCGACCAAGCUGGGGCACUCCUCCGCAAGGUAAUGGAGUUUGAUUUCAUCAUUGCCAUGGUGGUCUUGAAGAAUACAUCCUCUUUCACAAGAGAGCUGAGUGCAGGUCUCCAGAAGGACCACUUCAGUGCUGCAUCCAACUUUGCCAAAUCAGCGGAAUUGGUGGCCACUCUGAACCGCGUGAAAACGAAUAUGAAGGUGUUUCACACCAAAACUGGUUUGACGAGGCCUGUGCGAUGGCACAGAGUCUACCGAGUGCAGAUUGAAGUGCCUGAAAAUGCCUUGCAGACGGCAAAGAGACAGCAUGAUGAAACCAGCCGGUUUUUACAAAGAUGGCUUGAGUGUACCCCUAGUAGAUAACCUCAUCAAUGCUGUAAAGGAUCAUUUUUCAGAGGACCACAAGAAGCUCUGAACUUCCUCUCCCUAGUUCCAUGCUACCGUCACAGUGAGUUACAUGUUUGAGAGCCUGAAGUCGAAGCCUCCGCUCUAACAGCGGCGAUCUUCCUGAUUCUGACAACUUCUUCACAGAGCUGUGCUGUUGGAGAGUAACAUGGAAGACCAAAGUUGCGUCUGUGACCGUCCAGGCUCAAUAUUUCACACCCUGCGCCUGCCACUCAUGCAGUACUUCGGCAACAUCAAUGCACUGCUGAGGAUCAUGUCUGUGCUACCCAGCACCGCGCUGGAGGACUGCGGUGUCAUAAUGCGCCACAAGAAAGUUCCAAGAGUACCUGAGAAACACAAAUCCCAAAGACCGGUCCCCAUGCUUGGCUAUGCUGCAGGUGGGCACAGACUUCAGCAGAGACCUGGACCGCAUGGUGACCCAGUGUUUGAAGGUUACUCCGCAAGCCUUGGAGGGUAUAUGUCUGGACAAGGAAUCCAAAAAGUUUCAACAGAAACUCUGAAAACAAUAUGGAAGUUGAUUGUGUCAAGGAGGAAACCGAAGAGCCUAAAAUCCAUCAAUCUCCUGACAAAGUUGAGGACCAGGACAUGAAACCAACAGAUGAGAACGGGCACUCAUGGAGAUAAUCGUCAAAGUCUGGCGACGGUGUUCAAACUGGCCACAACUACUGGGCAAAAAGAAUAUCGCCUCUCUGACCUCUCAGAGGAGGACCGAGAGCUUUUCAUCCAGGAGCUCAGCAUGUGCCACUGGUUUGGAAAUGAGGGCAAAUGCGUGCCCUCUAUAGGUGACGAUGAAAUGGUGAACCUCCUCAUCAACGGCAUCAGAGAUGUCAUACUGAAGAAGAUACAGGAAUCGCCGUUCUUCUCAAUUAUCACGGACAAACCGGUUAAGAUUGAUCACAAGACCCACCUGCCAGUUUUUGUCAGGUUUGUUGGAGAAUCGGCUCCAAAAGUAGAGCUCAUGGGUUUCUUACCAUUUGAUGAAAGCUGCCAUGUUGAUACACAAGCGAAUAACCUUGCAAAGAUUCUGACCGAAGACUGGGGCUUACCGAUGUCUCAGUGUCGCGGACAAGCAUUCAUGCACUUGGGCUCAGGUUAUCAGAGCCUGAAGAAAAUGUCUUUAGAUUUCCUCAUGAGCUAUCCUCUCUCCGUUGUAACGCCCAGCGAGUCUUGCGGCCUUGCCCAUUGGCUGGCAGGUAGUGUGCCUUGCCCUUCAGUAGCAAAAAUGUUGGAUAUCACAGAAGACCUGCUGCUGUUCUUUGAUGAGUCUCCUAGUCUGGAGGGACAGCUGGCGCAAGCUGUUGACGGGCUCUUGAAUUGGCCAAGAGAGGCGCUGGAGGAAAUGCCAGAAACAUGUUGCUCAAGGUGGAAAAAGAGAGAGGACUUCUUCGACAUACUCACCGACACAUUAGAGGGAAUCCUCAGCUGCCUCGACGCUGUCAGCGCGAGUGCCAUCGGUGCCAAGUCGAUGCAUGCACAAGUUCUCUCCACCGCUCUGAGAAAUCUGGAUUUCAUUGUCACCCUCGUGAUUCUGAAGAAUGCUUGUGCUCCUCUUCGUAACUGUAGCACCGUCUUCCGCUGUGGAAACCCAGCUGAUAUUCUCUGUGAAGUGGAAAAAAUCCCCUCGAUCAUAGAGACUCUUAACAAAAUGUUAGAAAAUGUGAGCACUCUGCACUCCACUUGGUUUGAGCAGGCAUUCCAGCUAGCAACCAAGGUAGCGCCUGAACAAGUGUGCUUCUCGGAGGAAGCCAACAGCUAUGAAUCUCCUGAGAUCUAUUACAGAGAGAAUCUGAGCGCCCCUCUCCUCAGGAGUCUCGUUGAUGAAAUGAAGUACAGCUUCUCAGACAGCCACUUGAAGGCCCUGUCGGUUCUGUCCUUACUGCCCUCCUGCAAUCCACAGCCCAUUCUGCCGGAGACCACAGACAAGCCAUUCAGCCUCUACCUUGCAGAUCUCUCUGAGCCGGAAGCAGCCGAGCAAGAAAUCAACGCAUGGGCCACCGUCUGGGAGGAGAAAUACCAGGAUGCUGCUCCUCCAUCAUCCAUCGCUGAAACGCUAGUCCACCCUGAGUCGAAAAGCCACCCAACUGUUGCCUCACUGCUUAGGCUAGUAGCGGUCCUGCCCAGUGUCAGUAUGGAGUGGGACCUGAUGAAGACCACUCUGAAUUCCAUGAGGGAUCUGUUAAAAAACACUGUAUGCAAAGGCAGCAGAAAGGACCAUGUGGUGCUCCUCUCUCACUGCACCACUCUGCAGAGACUGCCCGAGGUCAUUGAGAAGUGUAUGGAGGUUGAUCCAGAGAGCAGUCCAUGUCUAUCCCAGGUGAUGGGAACUUUGCAAAGACUGAAGUUGGACAGCGGAGGCAUUAAAGCGGCACCAACAGAAUUGCAUUCCUCCAUUGAAGCAGAGAAACCUGCUGACGGAGAGGUGAAAUCAGCUGAUAGUGAAGUGGUGCUGGAGGUCGCACAGGGACCAAGGACAGCAGUGUCUUUCUAUGAGCCACAACUGCGUGAACAAAUCCUCAAGGAACUCUGGGACUCUCAGUUCUUUACAGUUAUAACUGAGCGAGCUGUCGACAUUGACGGCGAGCUUUAUGUCCCGCUGUGCAUUAGGUACUUAAACAAAGAGGACAUCCAGUGUGAGGAAACACUGGCUUUCAUCCCUUUUAGCGAAGACCCAGUUGUCUUCGCCGAUGCUAUUGAGACCGCCCUGUCUGAGAAGUGGGGGCUCAACAUGGAGUACUGUAGAGGGCAGGCCUUGCUGAGUGUUGGUAAAGUCGGAGCUCAGAUGAGGGUUGUGAGUUUAGCCAUAGCUAAGAAAUACCCUCAGGCUGUAAGAACAGUCAGCUCAGCGCUGUCUCUUAAUGUUUGGCUGGCUAGAUCGUCCCCCGCUGAAGAAGCAGCAGACGGAGCACUUCUCAUAGGGAGAAUAUUACAUUGGUUAACAGAGGAUGCAGAACGCCAGAACAAACUGGAAGACAUGAUCAUUCACGUGUUCCAGCAGGAUGAGGUAAAGGGCAACGAGCUGAGGGACAAGCUCAUCAAAAACUGGGAUAAGAGUCACGUCAUGCACGAGGUGAUGGUGGAGGUUUUAGAGGCCGUCAUGCUCUGUUUGAACGAGCUGAAAGGGGAGGGAAGUGCUUCUAACCGGCAGCAAGCGUCACAAUUGUUCGAAGCGAUCCGAAACUUCGAGUUCAUCCUGUCAACCGUGGUGCAGAAGAACAUCUUGAGUGUUACUAAAAAGCUGAGCCAGUCUCUGCAGGGCAAACCCUUAGACAUGUUGCUUGCUGUGAAUAAUUUGCCUGAGCUCAACGCAUCCCUCAGUAAACUGAAGAGUGAUAUUGACACCCAUCACAAGGCCUGGUUCGAGGAGGCCACCGCGCUGGCCUCCAAACUCCAUGUAACAACGAUGCACUCGGUGCUUCUAGAGCCACUGAGUGAGUUUUACAAGGAAUCCGUGAGCAUGAAGGUCAUCGAGCACUCGUUAGCAGAAAUCGACGACCUCUUCACAGAAAAGGUAUUGGAUACCUUGAGGUGUCUGGAGAUUGUGCCUUACGCAAUGUCCAAAGUAGAAACCAGCAUUCUUAGUGGUCUUGUGUUCCGCCUGUACAAGGAGGACUUGCCCGAUCAGGUCUCGCUUCACACUGAGAUGAAGUCGUGGAAGGAGAAGUGGUUGGAUCCCCUGGCGGGCUAUCUGCCGACCACCGUGCUCGAUACGCUCAAGACUUCGCAGAUAAGAAGUUUCAGUAACAUUGAAACUCUCCUCCGACUCCAGGUCAUCUUGCCGUUUUCAAGGAGGGAGAGCAACUUCAGGCAGGGAAAAAGAAGCUUACAGGAGUUCAUGCAGCAGGACAAGCGCUCCCUCGCGGAGCUGCAUCCUCUGUAAGAGAUGCGGGGCUUCAUCACUCGCUAGCAGAUUUGAGCGCCAACCAUACCUAAGAACUAAUGUGUCUCAGCCCUAAUUGAGGUCCCAUGUUCUGAACUCGAUACUUCUGUGUACAUUAUUGAUCUGAGUUCUUUGAGAUUUCCUUUAGUUGUUAUCCUGCAAACUAAGCCCUAUGUUAAUUUUUUUUAUCCUGUAGUUUGUACAGUUGUACUGCCCAAUGGGACCAAUGUCUUGGCAAAAAAAAAAAAAGAAGAGCAAUGCUUGUGUGCCUUGAUGCGAAACGAAUAAUUCACCCCAUGUAAUCAUGAUAAUUCAGAUGUUGAAAAAUGUCCCAUUGGCGUUGACUGACUUCUGUAUCGCUGUCAUGACUUUAUUAUAAUGAUUUAAUUGCACCCAUAACCUUUCCUGGGCACAAAUAGAAAUGGUUAGUUCCAUCAUGUCUUCUGAUGAUUUCUCAUGUUUCCUGUCUCUUUACAGGAAUAAAUUUGCUGUAAACGUAUCUUUUGAAAGAAUGUUUCCUCAAUAGGAAAACCUUCAUAUAUAUUUGUCAAAAAAGUAAUAAAAUUCUCCAAAAAUA